Apis laboriosa (Himalayan honeybee) is the source of this 3035-nucleotide messenger RNA. Its product is annotated as lysosomal alpha-glucosidase-like. Gene Ontology annotation, biological process: carbohydrate metabolic process. Gene Ontology annotation, molecular function: carbohydrate binding; alpha-1,4-glucosidase activity. The record is from RefSeq and is a predicted model, not a curated record. The transcript has 16 exons. Bases 31 to 2988 code for a protein of 985 amino acids. NCBI's taxonomy places the organism in Eukaryota, Metazoa, Arthropoda, Insecta, Hymenoptera, Apidae.
AAUCUUUGAAUUUAUUAAAUUAAUGGAUAAAUGGAUGUAAAAGAUAUGCAACAAUUUCUAAGAAGAAAUAUGGUUUUAAAUAGAUAUCGUAGAUAUAUAUCGACAUAUUAUUUUCUGAAAUUGAUCGUAUUUCUUAUUCUAUUUGGUUUUAUAAUAGUUUCUAUAAAACAAAGUGGAUGCAUUACUUUAAAGAAAUAUGAAAUAAAUAUAAUUAUUAAUGAAACUUUACAAAAAGGGAAUAUGAAUUAUAAAUCGAUCAAUGUUUCUACAAUAUUAUCUAAAAAUACAAAUUUCAAACAUGAUAUGAUAUUUGAUAAUAAAAUAUCUCAGUUUUCUAAAAUUGUACAAGAACAAUGCAACAAUAUUCCAGUUACAUUACGUUUUGAUUGUCACCCCGAAGAUGGAGCAUCGGAAUUAUCUUGUGCGAGUAGAGGUUGUUGUUGGAAUUCUUUCGAAAAACAAAUUCCAACCAUAAAAGAAGCCUCUCUAAAUGUCCCAUAUUGUUAUUAUCCGAGCAAUUGGAGCAUAUAUAAAUAUGAAAAUUAUACUUUAGAUGGAAAUAAUUUUUCUGGAUUUCUCAAACAAAUGAAAAGAUCGUUCUAUGAAAAUGAUAUACCACUUGUUAAGGUAGAAACGAGCACUAUAGAUAAUUCUAUUUUACGUAUAAAAAUAUAUGAUACUUUUAAGAAACGUUAUGAACCACCAUGGCCUCUCAGAUCGAAUUCUAAACCAUUUAUUCAAAAAAAUAGUUAUGCAAAAUACAAGUUAAAUGUUGAUAACAUUAAACCUGGUUUUAAAGUAUACAGAACUUCAGAUGAUACAAUAAUAUUUGAUUCUAUUAAUAUCGGAGGUUUUAUAUUUGCUGACCAAUUUUUGCAAAUAAGUGCUCUUUUGCCAAGUCAUAAUAUUUAUGGUAUUGGGGAACAUGAAACAAAAUUGAAAUUAAAUACUAAUUGGCAAUCUUUUACAUUAUUUAAUAAAGAUCAACCACCGAUCGAAAAUGCAAAUUUAUAUGGAUCGCAUCCUUUUUAUUUAAUAAUUGAAAAUUCGGGAAAUUCUCAUGGAGUUCUAUUUCUUAAUAGUAAUGCUAUGGAUGUGAUAUUACAACCAUCACCUGCUAUUACCUUUCGAACUAUUGGCGGUAUUUUUGAUAUAUAUUUUUUUUUGGGUCCAACUCCAACAGAUGUCAUAAAACAAUAUUCUGAGAUAGUAGGUAAACCAUUUUUGCCCCCUUAUUGGUCCCUUGGUUUUCAUUUAUGCAGAUACGGAUAUGGAAGUUUAGAAAAGACAAAAGAAGUAUGGAAUAGAACUAUAGCAGCAGGAAUUCCAUUUGAUACUCAAUGGAACGAUUUAGAUUACAUGGAUAAGAAUAACGAUUUUACGUAUAAUUCAGACAGGUUUAAGGAUUUACCACAAUUUGUUAAUGAAAUACAUUCAAGAGGAAUGCAUUAUAUUCCGUUGAUCGAUGCAGGAGUAUCUGGUUCUGAAAAGAACGGAACUUAUUUGCCGUACGAUGAAGGUUUGAAAGAAGAUAUAUUUAUAAAAGAUGAAAAAGCUGAUCAACCAUUUGUUGGCAAAGUUUGGAAUCUAGUCUCUACUGUGUGGCCUGAUUUUACAAAUCCCAAAGCGCAAAAUUAUUAUUUUCAUAUGAUGAACGAUAUGCACAAUAAUUUUGCAUAUGAUGGUGCUUGGAUAGAUAUGAACGAACCUUCUAAUUUUUAUAAUGGACAUAAAUAUGGAUGUUCACAAAAUAAAUUGGAUUAUCCUAAAUAUAUACCGCGUGUUAUUGGCAAUAUUCUAUCAACGAAAACAUUGUGCAUGAAUGCUAAACAUUAUUUGGGCUCUCAUUACGAUCUUCACAAUAUUUAUGGCACAAGUCAAGCGAUAGCAACUAAUUAUGCAUUAACCAAUAUUAGACGAAAAAGACCAUUUAUAAUAUCACGUUCAACCUGGGUGGGACAUGGUUACUAUGCUGGUCAUUGGACAGGAGACGUUUAUUCCUCGUGGCAUGAUUUAAGAAUGAGCAUUCCAGCAAUUUUGUUAAUGAACUUUUAUCAAAUACCAAUGGUUGGUGCUGAUAUUUGUGGAUUCAAUGGAAAUACUACAACAAGUUUAUGCAAUCGUUGGAUGCAACUUGGUGCAUUUUAUCCUUUUUCUCGUAAUCAUAAUUCAGAUGAUACGAUUGAACAAGAUCCAGUUGCUAUGGGCGAUUUAGUAAUAAAAUCAUCCAAACGUGCUCUUACGAUACGUUAUUGGUUGUUACCGUAUUUAUAUACGUUAUUUUUUCGGGCACAUAAAUUUGGAGAAACUGUAGCGAGACCAUUAUUUUUCGAAUUUCCUAACGAUUCGAUUACAUAUGAUAUCGAUGCUCAAUAUCUGUGGGGCAAUUCUUUGAUGAUAAUCCCAGUUUUAGAAGAAAACAAGACAGAAGUAAUUGCUUAUUUACCACGUGGAUUAUGGUAUAAUUUUUAUACAAAAGAUUCUCUUUUCGCACUGGGCAAAUAUUAUACAUUGAAUGCACCACUCGAUGUCAUACCAUUGAUGAUUCGCGGAGGAUCUAUUUUGCCAGCACAAAAAGCAGCCGAUACUACAACGGCUAGCAGAAGAAAUAAUUUUGAAUUAUUGAUUACGUUGGAUAAUGUAAAAAAGGCAAAAGGAGAAUUAUAUUGGGAUGAUGGUGAUAGUUUAGAUUCGUUCGAGAAGAGACAAUUUGUAUGGACAUUUUUCAAUAUUGAGAAUAACACUUUAUCCAAUUCCAAAGCAACGAAAAGUUAUUUCAAUGAGAAAAUUAUUUUAGAUAAAAUACAAAUAUGGGGAAUAACAUCUAAUAUUUCCAAAGUUUCUUUAAAUGAUCGCGAAAUACGAUUCGAAUAUAUCAAGAAGGAAAAUUGCUUAAAUAUAAAUAAUUUACGAGUGGAUUUGAGAGAAAAUUUUUCGCUUUCUUGGAAAUAUGAUGAUUUUGAAUUAGAUGAUAACAAUAAUAAAUAAUAAUAAUAUUGUGUAAAAUAUAUAUUUAUAUGUUUGUAUCAUAUGUA